Molecule: messenger RNA, 918 nt
Organism: Sorex fumeus (smoky shrew)
Lineage: Eukaryota; Metazoa; Chordata; Mammalia; Eulipotyphla; Soricidae
Product: putative protein T-ENOL
Exons: 5
Coding region: 97-447 (116 amino acids)
Source: RefSeq, a predicted model, not a curated record
CCUUGCUCCCAUCUGGGUUCAGGGAAGGGGGUGUGGAUUUGGGAGAACCCUACAUCUGUUUCUUAGUUGAACUCUUGCUCCACUUGUACCCAGGCGAUGUCCAGUUCUGUCAAUAACAUGGAAGAAAUGAGCAGGAAAUUAAAUUUCACCACAGCCUCUGUGACUCCGAAGGUGUCUCUAUCCCGUUCUGAAGAGUACCUGACCCGGAUCAGCACAGAACUCACCAAUGAGGCCUUGUUUAUGGCUGGAUGCAACGUGAGCCCUGAGCCUACCAACAAAAAACAAACACAGGACCAAGGGACCCAGAUACCUAGACAAGCAUUCUUCACCAAUACCCGAGGCACUGACACCCGCAGCGACAGAAACCGCACCCGCUCCAUGGCACACCUCCUGCCGUUCCCUCGAGACAAGGGAGCUCUGCCUAGCAACUUGACAUCUGGAGGUUGAGCCCUGACUUUCCGUGGUGCUGCUCUCAGCCUGUCCUUCCCUCCCCUGUCCUGUCCCCCUCAAUCAUGCCUCAAAGCCUCUUUGAUGACUCUUUUAAACCCUUUGGUGUUCAACAUGGGGCGGUUUCUGGUCAUGAGCCGCAGAACCCCAGAGGCCACCGAAGUACUUUGGAACAUCAUAGACCCCCGUUGGCAAGGACACCAUCGCACAGCCAAUGUUUUAAUAAAGAGGCAGAUCACACCACCCACCCCAGCCCCCAUGCCAACAACAGUCCUCUGAUGUGCUUUCUCUGGAGUGGAGGCGUGGGAGAAGGCCCCCCCUUCGUGGCAGACUUUAGAGCAUAUUGGAAGAGCGUUCGUUCAGGCGGUUACCUAGCAACCAUUAUCAAUUUAUUGGCACCAGGAAAACUUCUGACUCCAAAUCCAAUCUUCUAGCCAAACUUGCACUCCUAAAGCUGUAGGUCCUCAGUUC